Pistacia vera is the source of this 2355-nucleotide messenger RNA. RefSeq names its product histone-lysine N-methyltransferase CLF-like. NCBI's taxonomy places the organism in Eukaryota, Viridiplantae, Streptophyta, Magnoliopsida, Sapindales, Anacardiaceae. The transcript is spliced from 12 exons. Gene Ontology annotation, biological process: chromatin remodeling. Bases 1 to 2004 code for a protein of 667 amino acids. The record is from RefSeq and is a predicted model, not a curated record. Gene Ontology annotation, cellular component: PcG protein complex. Gene Ontology annotation, molecular function: protein binding; histone methyltransferase activity.
AUGGAUCCAGAUGUCCCAAGAGCUGCAAGAAUCGGUUUAGAGGCUGCCACUGCGCUAAAAGUCAAUGUCGAAGUCGUCAGUGUCCAUGUUUUGCAGCUGACAGGGAAUGUUUUUGAUUGCAGGUUACAUGGAUGUUCGCAGGACCUUGUGUUUCCUGCUGAUAAACAACCUCCAUCAUACCAUUUAGAUGAGGAUAAUGUGCCAUGUGGCCCACAUUGUUAUCGAUCGGUUCUGAAGUCAGAAAGAAAUGCUGCAGUUAGCUCCCCUUUGAAGGUUAAUAUUGAAGAAAGAUCUGUCUCAUCAUCUGAUUGUGCUGGGGCUCAGACAUCAUCCAGGAAGAAAUCUUCAGUUCUGUCUGCUAGAAGGCGGGUAAAAUCCUACCAAAGUGAAAGUGCUUCGUCCAAUGCUAAAAACAUUUCUGAAAGCAGUGACUCAGAGGUUGGCCCCAAGCAAGAUACCACCUCUACCCACCGCUCAUCACCCUCAAAAACUAAGGUGGUUGGAAAAUAUGGAAUACGUAAAAGGAAUAGCAAGCGAGUUGCUGAACGUGUUCUUGUUUGCAUGCAAAAGAGACAGAAGAAAAUGGCAGCUUUUGAUUCUGAUUCCACUGUGAGUGGAGUUCCUCCACCUAGUGAUAUGAAGCUUAGAUCUUAUUCACGCAGAGAAAACGAAGAUGCUAAUUCCUCUUCACAUAAGAAUGUUAAAUCUCCAAAUUCUGGAAGGACUAGGAAGAAGGGAGUUCAGGAUAGCCGCAAUUCAGUGCAGGGUGAAGUUCCCAUUGUUCUAUCGUCUGAGAUGACUACUGACCCACCUGCAACCAGCAGUAAUAGCACCUUUAGGAAAGAGGAGUAUGUGGAUGAGAACAUUUGUAAACGAGAACUAAGUGAUGAUAAAUCUUGGAAAGCUAUUGAAAAAGGUCUUUUUGAUAAAGGUGUUGAAAUCUUUGGCCGGAACAGCUGUCUAAUAGCUAGGAACCUAUUAAAUGGAUUGAGGACUUGUUGGGAGGUUUUCCAGUACCUGACUUCCUCUGAGAAUAAACUCUUUGGCGAAGGUGAUGCCGCAAAUUCUCUUCUUGAAGGCUAUUCUAAGUUUGAUUUAAAUGGAAAUAUGGGUAACAAUGAAGUAAGAAGAAGAUCAAGAUUUUUACGUAGGAGAGGUAGAGUACGUCGCCUGAAGUAUACUUGGAAAUCUGCUGCUUACCAUUCAAUUAGGAAACGGAUUACUGAGAGAAAAGAUCAGCCAUGCCGGCAGUAUAAUCCAUGUGGCUGCCAAACUGCUUGUGGAAAGCAGUGUGCUUGCCUUCUAAAUGGAACCUGCUGUGAAAAGUAUUGUGGAUGUCCCAAGAGCUGCAAGAAUCGGUUUAGAGGCUGUCACUGUGCUAAAAGUCAAUGUCGAAGUCGUCAGUGUCCAUGUUUUGCAGCUGACAGGGAAUGUGAUCCAGAUGUUUGUAGGAAUUGUUGGGUGAGUUGUGGUGAUGGUACUCUUGGAAUUCCUGACCAAAAAGGCGAUAACUAUGAAUGUAGGAAUAUGAAGCUUCUUCUUAAACAACAACAAAGAGUUUUACUUGGCAGGUCUGAUGUUUCUGGGUGGGGAGCUUUCUUAAAGAAUAGUGUUGGAAAGCAUGAAUAUCUUGGUGAAUAUACUGGAGAGCUGAUUUCACAUCGAGAAGCAGACAAACGUGGAAAGAUAUAUGAUCGUGAAAAUUCAUCAUUUCUAUUCAAUCUCAAUGAUCAGUUUGUUCUUGAUGCUUAUCGGAAGGGUGACAAAUUGAAGUUUGCAAAUCAUUCUCCAGAUCCAAACUGCUAUGCAAAGGUCAUCAUGGUUGCAGGGGAUCAUCGGGUGGGCAUUUUUGCCAAGGAGCGAAUUAGUACUGGAGAGGAACUUUUUUAUGAUUACCGUUAUGAGCCAGACAGAGCUCCUGCUUGGGCUAGGAAGCCUGAGGCAUCUGGGUCAAAAAAGGAGGACGCUGCUCCCUCAAGUGGCCGUGCUAAGAAGCUUGCUUAGUUUAAGCAUUUAUUAUAAGCUCAAAGUUUAAAAUUUUUACAUUCUUUUAACAUGUGGAAGCAUCAUUCUCAUUUACCUUGGAGAAAAGUUUGCUCUCCAUCAUUUUGUUGGAGAUGCAAUUGUCAUCUCCAUAGAUAAACCUAUUCAAUUCUUACUUUUGAUUCAUGUUUAUUCCAUUGCAGACUACAUCCACUAACUUUAGGAAAUUAGUUCAUUGGAUAAAGGGCAAUAGAAAAAGCAGUAUUAUUGACCACUUUUGUUUUGUUGCUCGUAUCUUCCUUUCUCUUUUCUGUGGAUAAUGUUUUUAUCAUGGAUUGCUACAAAAAUGUACUUCAACGCAUUACCUACAUU